Messenger RNA from Austrofundulus limnaeus, 6763 nucleotides. It is a transcript of the gene tanc2a, whose product is annotated as tetratricopeptide repeat, ankyrin repeat and coiled-coil containing 2a. Gene Ontology annotation, molecular function: protein binding. The record is from RefSeq and is a predicted model, not a curated record. Gene Ontology annotation, biological process: regulation of dendritic spine morphogenesis. Lineage: Eukaryota; Metazoa; Chordata; Actinopteri; Cyprinodontiformes; Rivulidae. Gene Ontology annotation, cellular component: dendritic spine.
AAACUCCUCCAACAUCUGGAUUCUCCCUUCUGACUCUGACCAAAGACAGAAUCGUCUGAACAAAGACAGAUUUCCACUACUUGAUGUUUCAGUUGCUGUUUUUGCCUAGAAAUUUGCUUCUACCUGUAAGCAAAACAAGGUGACUUUUUUUGGGCAACAAAGGACUACGAGGAAAGGAAUGUCUGGUCCAGACCUGCUGAGAGUUUGGUGAAACUCUGCGUUCGUUUCUCUUCUGAAAUGUAACAAAGAACCUUUGUUUCACAAAUGAGACGAUCAGCUGUUACCACACUUUUUGCAUGUGUCACCAUCCUGCAGCAGUACCAGGCUUUUUAUUUUCUUAUCGCUUCGUUCCUGCCUCUUUCAUCACAUAUGCCCCUCUCUGCGGAAGGAGGAGUUCAUGACCAGACCGAAGAGGACGGUUUCAGCAGGACGUUUACGUGAAGAGAAAUAAAGGAGCACCUUUGGACCUGACUUCUUUUACUCUGAACUCACCAGACCUGAUCAUGGACUGCACAGCCACGGUUUUAAAAACCUGCGCUCGCUCCAGAAGCAAAUGGUGUCRACACCAGAGGUCCUUCGUUCAUCGGUCGCUGAUGCCGGCGACCGGGGUCUGUUGCGUGGGGACCCUAGGGGUCGUCACCCAUGCCUCCACUCUCUUGCACCACUUGCUGACUCACUUGUGCUGUUGCCAGUCCUGUGGGGACAGUCCCGAGCCAUGUCAGGACUGGGAAGAUCAUCCAGUUGAUGAAGAGGAGAGAGAAGGAAGAAGAAAAGAGGAAGAUGAGGCUGAGGAGUUAGGACCACCGCCUUCAGCAGAUGAGGCAGCUGACGUUCUGAUGGCCAGGCUGGGUAUCCUGCUGGGGGAGAAGAUCACCAGUGGAGAGCAGGGGUCUUCUUACCACAGUCAGGAUGAUGGACAGAGAAUUUCUCCUACCUCCAGUUUGGCAAGUAGCAACACCUCCCCCUGCCACACACUGCAGCCUUCUGCCGGGGGGGAGGGCAGCGAUAACAGCAAACUGGCCUUCUCUAACCAUGCCUGUGUGGCCUCCCCCACCUCCACGCUGGAGAGCAGAGACAGUGGGAUCAUAGCCACUAGUUCAGCUCAUCUUGAAGAUCUAGCAUACCUGGAUGAGCAACGAGGACACAUCCCUUCAAAGACGCCCCUCAGAAUGCCCAGACAGAAUUCCAGAAGUCAUAAUCAACACGACCGAGUACAUUUUACUCCGUCUAUCAGCCUGAAGCCGCUCCAGUUUGAAAUUCCUGGGCUCCCRUCUGAUUGGCUGUUCACGGGCAGGGAGUGGCUUUUCCAGGAAAUGGACGCCCAUCUCCGCAUUGACGACCCAAAGACCAACAGGGGGGUGGUGAUCACUGGCAACCUGGGCUUUGGAAAAACAGCCAUCGUCUCACAUCUGGUGGCACUCAGUUGUCAUGGAAGCCGCAUGUGGCCCAGCAGGACUGGGCUCCAAACCAUGUCCAGACAUGCAGAACCAGUUUCUCUCACACAUGAUUCUUCGGGGCGAGGAGGAGAUGGAGGAGGAGGAGGAGGAGGAGGAAGCUGUCCCGGGACUCCAGAGAUGAGGAGGAGACAAGAGAAGGCACUGCGAAGGCUGGCUGGACAGGUCGUCUCAUAUCACUUCUGUCAGGCUGAUAACUGUYACACCUGUCUGGUUCCUGAGUUUGUCCACAACAUGGCGGCCCUGCUGAGCAGCGCCSCUCAUUUGACGGCCUAUGGAGAACUGCUGCAUCAGUCGCCGCAGCUGCAGAGCAUGCUCACUCUGCGCUCCUGCAUCCAGGAUCCGAGCUCCGCCCUCCAGAGAGGAAUCCUGGAACCACUGAACGCUCUCCACAGAGAGAGGAAAAUCCAUGUGGAAGGGGYGGGGCUUAUUGUACUGAUUGAUGGACUAAACGAGGCAGAAUUCCACAAGCCAGACUACGGACAUACACUUACUUCCUUCCUGUCCCUAAACAUCCARAAGUUUCCUCACUGGCUGAAGGUCAUCUGUACGGUCAGGACGAGUCAGCAGGACAUCACUCACUCCCUGCCUUUUCACCGUAUUUCUCUGGACAAGGUGGAGGAGAAUCCUGCCAUAGACCAGGACCUGCAGGGUUAUCUGAUGCAGCGUAUCCACAGCAGUGCUGAGAUUCAGAACAACGUGUCGCUGGGAAAYGGGCGCCUYGACMACACAGCCCUGACUAAACUGAUCAGCCACUUGAAGAGCCUGAGCCGAGGUUCAUACCUCUACCUGAAGCUGACCCUCGACCUGAUAGAAGCUGGCUUCCUGGUCCUGAAGAGCUCCAGCUUCAAGGUGGUUCCUGUGAGUCUAGCAGAGGUUUACCUGCUGCAGCUCAACAUGCGGUUCCCCACCCAGUCAUCCUUCCAAAGGGUCCUGCCUCUGCUCAACAUCACUGUGGCUUCUCUGCACCCUCUGACCGAUCAGCAGCUGUUUGAGGCGGUGAACGCAGGCUCUCUGAGUGGCGGAACAAUCCAGUGGGCGGAGUUUGUGCAGCGCCUGGAGCAGCUGUCCUCCUUCCUGCUGCGGCGGAACGACGGCAGCAGGAUGCUCAACUACCCGUCCUUCAGGGAGUGGCUGGUGUGGAGGGAGGAGGGGCAGGACGACAGGUUCCUCUGUGACCCCAGGAGUGGACACACUCUCCUGGCCUUCUGGCUCUGCAGACAGGAGGGGAAACUGAACCGACAACAGACUCUGGAGCUGGGACAUCACAUCCUGAAAGCUCACAUCUACAAGGGUCUCAGUAAGAAGCUUGGGCUUUCCUCCUCUGUUCUUCAGGGGCUGUGGUUGUCCUACAGCACAGCUAGCCUUAGUCCAGUUCUGACGUCUCUGCGGAACCUCUACACCCCCAACAUUAAGGUGAGCAGGCUGCUGGUUCUGGGCGGAGCCGAUGUGGAUUAUCGGACCGACGUCCUCGGCAACGCUCCCCUUCUGUGUGUCCACGCUCACCUGGGCCACACUGAUGUUGUGGCGCUGUUGCUCGACCACGGAGCUCAGGUGGAUGUUCAGUCACAUGAUGGUCAGACUGCUCUGGGAUUGGCUGCUGCAGCCGGUCAUCUGGACAUCGUCACCAUGCUGAGUCAGCACAGAGCCAAGGUGGGUCACACUGACAGCUCAGGCCGGUCGGCUCUGGUUCUGGCAGCGCAGCGAGGUCAUCUGGACGUGCUGCGCUUCCUGUUGAAGAGCUCCGACUGGAGCUGCACUUCCUGCUGCCACCAGCAGGGGGCGAGCAGGAGCCAGGCAGUGCAGCAGGGCCUGAUUGCAGCAGCCAGCAUGGGCCACUCAGAGACGGUGUCUUUUUUACUGGACCUCCCUGAAGAAGAUGAGGAGAAAGAACAGAGACCUGAGAUCAACAUCUAUGACAGUUUGUGGGGAGAGACAGCUCUAACAGCAGCAGCAGCACGUGGUCAGCUGUCCGUCUGCAGGAUGCUGCUGGACCAGGGAGCAGCUGCAGAGCAGGGCAACAGGCAGGGGGUCACGCCGCUGUUCAGCGCUGUCAGAGGGGGUCACUCGCAGGUGGUGGAGCURUUACUGAGCCACGGUGUGGAGGUGAACAGGAUGGACCAGCAGGGUCGGACCGCUCUGAUGACAGCAGCCUCAGAGGGACACCUGCGGCCCUCCCAGCUGCUGCUGGAGCACGGAGUCUGUCUGGAUCAGACAGACAGGGAGGGGUUAACGGCGCUGAGCUGGGCAUGUUUGAAAGGUCAGCUGGUCUUGGUCCAGGAGCUGGUGGAGAGAGGAGCUGACACAGCUCACGCUGACCGCAGCGGACGCACUCCUCUGGAUCUGGCAGCUUUCUGUGGUGACCCUGAAGUGGUUCAGUAUCUGGUGGAUCACGGUGCCUCGGUGGAACACGUGGACUGCAGCGGGAUGCGUCCUCUGGACCGAGCCGUCGGCUGCAGAAACACUUCAGCGGUCAUCGCACUUCUCAAGAAGGGAGCCAAAAUAGGACCUGCAACGUGGGCCAUGGCAACUUCUAAACCUGACAUUUUAAUGGUUCUGCUGAGUAAAAUGAUACAAGAAGGAGACCGACUUUAUAAGCAGGGAAAGGUAAGAGAAGCCGCUCACUUCUAUCAGUCAGCCCUGCAGAAGUUUCCUGGAGAUGAGCUGAAGGCCUUCAAACAGCUCAGAGUGUGCGUGUUGCUCAACUUGUCCCGCUGCCGCCGAAAAAUGAACGACUUCAGCCUUGCCGAGGAAUUUGCUACAAAAGCUCUGGAGCUAAAAGCCAAAUCUUACGAGGCGUUUUACGCCCGAGCCCGUGCCAAACGGAGCCGCAGACAGUUCCAUGCCGCCCUGCAAGACCUUGAUGAAGCGAGCCGCCUGUGUCCAUCCAACCGGGAAAUCCAGCGCCUGUUGUCGAGGGUGAAAGAGGAGUGUUGGCAGGCUGCUCAGCAACCGGACUCUGUCAGUGAGUCCAWGUCCAGGGACUCAGACCACCUGCUGCUGCAGGACAGGGAGGACCAGAAGAAGAACCAGRAGGAGCUGGAGAGGGAAGAGGAAAAAAGACAAUUAUCUCUUUAUCCUCUGCAAACAAGUGAAAGUUUUGACCCCCCAUCAUCGCUCUCCCCUACCCACCGACAUCCUCACCUCCCCAGCCCCACCCACUCAGCAGGCCUCUCCUCACCCAGUCACCCUCCACCUGCCUUGUCCUCAURUCACCACUACAGUGCUCCUCCCUCACCACAGCAACAUCCACAGGGUGCGCCUGGAGGACCGUACCUCCAUCCUCAAUCUGUCUCAGCUCUGCAGCUCUCAGAUCUGAAUCAGGGACUGCAGCAGAACCACCUUGUGUCCGGUCAGAGGUCCCUCCAGACUCAGAACCCUGCCCAGGUUCAGUGGCUCCAGCAGGCCAAAGUGGAGGUGGUCAGGACCAGUCAGCCUAACUCCUCAACCCACUCCGGCAAGGUUUUGGGGAGUUCUGCCUACUCCCAGUUUGCUCAUCUACCCCAAGAGUUAGCAGAGCUGGGAGAAGGGUUUUACCCGAACCCUUUAGAUGUCAGGCCGACCCCUCCGGUCCGUUCUUCUUCUCAUGCCGUGGAUGAUGUGGAUCUCGUUUGCCAGACGAGAGCUAAACCUGCACACGGAAGAGGCUCAGGAGCCGAGAGGACAGGAGUCAGUCUCUUUGGCCAGUCUGGACUAUUUCAUCGCAACCCGUCCAAAGCAGCUUAUUACCCGAUGGAAGUCACUGAAGCAGCUGUGGAACAUCUGGACAGACUUCAGCCUUCACACAACUAUCAGUACUACCACCAGGGUGGUCUUCCACUCAGUGCCCACCCAACCUCCAGCUCYGCCUCUCCCAGGCCUCUCAUCCACACUCAGGGCGUCAGCAUCCGGUUCUCUUCCAGCAGUGGAAGCCUUGUUAGUGGGCCCCCAGCCAAUCAGGGCCAAGUCUUCAGGACCUCGGCCUCGGCCCAGCACAUGGACCUGCSUUUGGAUUCUAUGGGAGGGGUCUACGAUUACCAAGACCAUCUUUUUCUUAAUUCCUCUCCUCAGUCAGAGAUGUGCGUCCCAGGAGGCGGGACUUAUCCCGGAGAAGCAGGAGGCUCAUCCAGGAACACUCCGUUUAUGKGCGUAACCGACAAGACUGUAAGGGUGCCGCAGCAGUACCAGCAACCGGGUCCUACCAGUUCACCGUCCUGCCUGAGUCCCUCUCACUCCUGGGCUGUGUCUUCAGUGGACACUGUAGUUACCUCAGCUGGUGAGAGCCACGGAGGCUUCGCUCCACAUCAGCCUUCAUCCAUCGCCUACUACAACCGCAGCAACAACAAUGGCCACCACAUCCAGGACAGCCAGCCAGGUUUCUCUGAGCCACUUCCAGGUCACGGUCGACAGGRGGAAGGCUCGGUGCAGGGGACUUGUCAGAAUCCUUCCUAUCUUGACCUUAAGGUGGUCCGUCUGCUGCCAGAUGUCUACAGCUGCUCAGACAGACCACCGCAGAGAAGGACAGGUCCUAUGUCUCCUGUCAAACCAAAAAGACCCUUUGUAGAGUCAAAUGUGUAAGAAAUGAAGAAGGGUAAAAGUAGGCCGAAGCAAUGUGUGUACCAGUUUAUUCCAACAACGGUUAAUGUUCUGUUCUGAAACUGACUUGUUCGUAAAUCAUUCAGGAGACAUCRCUGAUGGUUCACACAGAUAUAACAUCCCAGCCUUCAGAUUCACUUCAUCCUGCAGACCAAGUACGACACAAGAAGAGACAGAAACAGUUUAAGAUGAAGAUGGACUCAAGAAAACCCACAAUCUGAUGAUGCAUCUGUAGUUUCAAAACAACCAGCACAGACUAAACUCAGUCAUUGCAAAGAUCAGCUUCACUCACUUGGGUUUUCUUAGCCAGACAAAAAGAAGUUGUGGGACAAAGAGGAAUGUCAGAUUCAAACAGAAUAAAGGACAAGCUGGAAGACACACACACGUCAACCUUCUGCUCUGGAUUCAUUGUARUUCUAAAGAAGCUCAGAGCUGCUGACAUUCAGACAGAAGUCUCAGAAGUGCUUCUGUUCCGGCUGGCUGCUGCCAUCAUCAUCAUCAUCAUCACCAUGUGUGUGAWAACAGUGAGUUAGCAUGAAAGGAUGGAUUCAGGUUCUAACAGUCAGAUUCUGAUCCUUGAAACCAGACCCAAGCCAUAGCUUUACUAAGUAGCACAAUGUUGUCAUUAAGCACWGAUUUGAUGUGCAUAAAAUGUGAUAUUUAUAUUUAACUGAACAAUUUGGUUUUAUGUUCAUUUGCUAAUUUUGGGGUCUUGAGUAGAAAACCUCUUUUUU